This is a messenger RNA of Coregonus sp. 'balchen', 7021 nucleotides long. The record is from the annotation of a GenBank genome assembly. NCBI's taxonomy places the organism in Eukaryota, Metazoa, Chordata, Actinopteri, Salmoniformes, Salmonidae.
AUGGCUGCCGCAAACAUGUUGAAAGACGGUUUUCAAAUCCAGUUCGCCUCUGUUAUGGAGAGUGUAUUGAAGACUGCAGUCACUGAGACAACGAAACUUUACGAAACAACUAUUGAGGAACUGCGAGCCGAAAUAUGCAGAAUAAAAGAAGAGAACGAGUACCUCAAAUCAAGGAUUCGAUCCCCUGAAAAUGCGAAGAAAUCGACGGGUGAAAGUGAAAGCCAAACCGCAGAGCCCAGACCGAGCCAAAGAACAACACGUAUCGGCAAAUGUGACAUUGGCGUUCAAUGCGGUGAGUUGAAACGUUAGCUAGCUAUCUAUCUAUCUAUCUACGUUCAAAUGACUCAUCCAUGAUCACACAACAUGAUAACUAGCUAGCUGAGCAUGAAGGCUCAAAGUUAAUAAUAAUUUCCAAAACUGCUUCAUGUAGUUACAUUUAAUUUGUAUAGACUACAAUAUUAGACAGAACAUAUGGUUUUGAGAGGUGUAGUCUGUUAUUAUGCAUUCAUAAAUGACUGAAAAGAGAUCCUUGAUAACCUAGGGAUUGAUAUGUCACCCAAAAUGAUAGGUGGGUCAAUAUCACCAUAAGGUGCCUUUGAGACUUCCCCAUUUCCCCCCCCCCAAAAAAAGCUGAGAUUUUCCAUUGAACUUCAUAUUCAUUGUAUUAAGUAUAUGUUAUGCUGUUAGAAAUGCAUAUUGGUCAAGCUCCCACACUUUUUAUAAAUUAACUGCAAGCAGACAAUUUACAUGCAAACAGCAAAAUAUGUCCACCCUGUCAUGGACAAUUUCAAAGCAGAAUAAAUACAUUGUAAUUACAUAGUGAUUAUAAAACGUACAUUUUCAGAAAACUAUUUAGUCACUUUCUCAACAAUAUAUUUUAGUUUAUGGGAAAAGUAUUUGGAUAAUAAUGAAAUUAUGGCAAACUAUUUGUUUCUCUAUAAAAUCUGCGAGAGUUGCUCUUUCUUUUCUAAAUAAAAUCUAACAAAAAAGAUAUCUGGUCAAACUUUCAAACAAUACUAUUUGGCCCUCAUUUGUUUAUAAAGGAAUCACACAAAAGAUUUUGCUAACUUGUGAAAAUAAUUUGUUUAUUUUCAUAGAACAUGAAAAUAACAGGGUGGACAGUGACAUGACAGGGUGGACCCUGGGUAUGACAGGGUGGACACGUUGUGAAAUGUAAUUGAAUGGCCUCAUAAAUGCAAGGAACAAUGCAAGAAAAUGAUGUAAAAAAUGCCUUUUCCCAUGUAGGGGGAAAUUAGAAGUUGAACAGACUGUUUUUGAUCCACUCUACCUGCAUGCAGCCACUGAAUAAAGAUGCCCAAAAUGAGACAUUAAUGUGGCCUUCUAGCGUUAAACUCUGUACAUCAUUCUGCACAGUGAAAGUCAAACAUUCAACUGUAGAACAAGAAGAAAAAUGUUUUUUAAGUGGAGAACAGUUGAUUACAGAAAGAUCACUUGGACGCAUCUCCAAACAGUCUCUCCCUUUCUGCAGAGACAUGGCUCAGUUCUGCAGUUGCUGUUCCACAUACUUCCAUGCAGACACUUCAAUCUGUACAGAGCGCUUGUUCAGAGCCUGUGGUUCUGGUAUUAGGCAAAGUACCUGCCAGUCAUGGUACCAACAGAUGUCGUCCCGAAGACUUGGCCAUUUGAGCUUGUUUAUGCCAUGGCGUUGCAUACACUUAACUUUCACACUGUGCCCUUCUGCAUCCAUGAUGAUACCUGGGUAUGCUUCAUUGUCAUAAUUAACGACGCACCACUCUCCAAUGUGCUUUACCUCAAUCAUUUCUGGUCUCCUAGGAUUAUCUGGUGUCUUUCCACAUGCUGGGGACUUGUCAGAUGAAACGGGAACAUUAGCUAGAGUGACCUCUUGAAGGUUAAAGCAGGGGCAGUCCAAAACACCUUCCUCCCUUUUACACAGACAUGAAAUGUCUCUGUAUUUCAUUUGGCCGGGUGUCAGACUGAUAGCUUGGUGGAUUCUCAUAGUGCCUUUUAUGGCAGCUAUUGCAGGUACCUCAGGCUUUGAUUCAAUAUCCCUCUCUGGGAUGAAGAACAGCUCGACAGAUGUGUCCAGGCUUUUCAGCUUGUUAUACAAGCUCUGGGCAUCAGGAAUGUCUCCUCCAUGGGCUACAAUCCGGUCUGCUGACCUCUUGAGGGCCCCACCCACACCGUCUGGUGCCCCCUUCCCAUGAUUAGCCUCAAAUAAAUUCCACGUUAUUUCUUUGAAGCCAUACUUGUAGGGUUCCGUUGAGAGGUAGAAUAAAUUUCCCUUUUGUCGAUACUGCGUUGCAGGCCCAAUCGCUGAAAAAAUGAAGUGUGCUGACUUGAGGGUGUCGUUCUCUCACUACCUUCAGAACUGGAUCAAGGUGGGCCCAGAUGGCCACAGGGUUGUGUCUUCUGGAGGGUGAUAUGGAGCAGAAGGUGUGUGGCGCUUGUUCACCAGUGGUGUAGAGCACUCCAGUGUGCAGACUGGCCUGCUUGUGUGAGCCUCCAAAAUGCACAGAUUGUAUUUCUUCGCUGUACUUACAUGAGUAAUUUUCGCUAAAAUCUAUAUGCAAGAGGGACUCAUUGUGCUUCAGACUCCUCCUGAGCUCCCUGUAGGCAUCAAACUGCCAUUUAAUGUUGAAGACAUGGCUCCUAAAAUGGAGAAGCCCCUCCUGGAAAUCUGUGUUAAGCUCAUGCUCUGUUGUUGUUAUCUCCCUUUUCACUGUUAUUAUUGACACCUUCUCAUCCUUCUUGAUCUUCUCUGUCAUCCUGGAGGGCCCUGGCUCAUGCUGAUUUUCAGGAGUUUCAGCAGGGGAGUUGGGUGGUGUCUCUGACUGUAGCAAAGCACUGGCCCUGUUUCUGGCUCUGGCUUGACUUUUUGCCUCUCCAUUUCUUUCUUUUUGCCCUCUUCUCUCUCUCACUGAGCUCAUUGACACCCUUCUUCUUUCCAGUCUCUCUGUCUUUUUUCCAUUUGACCCUUUCUUUCUCAAGGUACUUUCUUCUUCUGUCUGGGUCAGCAUCACGACGUUCCCGAUAUCUCCUUGCUAUCUCAGCUCCUUUUGAUCUCAUUCCUUGAAAAAGAAGAUUCAAAAUGUUCCCUUACACACUUUAAUUGGCAGUCCCGGUAAACUAGGCUUGCAUUAUCAAACUAGGUUUGCUGAUACCGAUAUCGCCAAAAAAAUUGUCCAUAUUGUCCAUUCUUACUAUGUAUAGCAUGUACUGUUAUAAAAUGUGUGUAACCAUUUUUAUAAUAACCAUGUAAAAAAAAAUUGGAUUUAGUAUCAUUUAACCACUUAUUACACACACUGUAGUUAGCAGAGCAGUGUGUGGGACAUGCCAAAAUCCCGUACAUCCAAUGAAAAUUUUUUUAUAAAAUGAAGGAAACACUUUUUUAGAGACUUAUCAUUCUACUGAUAUGUGUGCAAAUGUUUGGCCACUUAUAAUAAGACCUCAGACUUUCAUUAUUCUGCUACAUUUUCAUGAUGACUGAGUGAGUCUGAUGAGGACACCAAAGGCACCUCAUAGUGAUAUUGACUCAGGUAUAGAAUCCAUAGAACGGGCUUGGAACCUCGAACCCUGGCAAUUUGACUGGAUUCUAUUUAUUUGGUUGCAACAUAGGAUGUUGAAAUGUUCUGUCACAUCAGUUGGUUUCUAAUCUUUAACUAAGCAUUAUUUUGUGCUUAUAUCUUAACUACCACUCUCUCCUGAUCUGUUAUUUCCAUUUCUGACAGCGCAUGCUUUGCCUCGGGCUGGGGAGCAGCACCAGCGUGAGGAGAACCAGGGGAUGGAGCUGCAUCGUGGGGCCUACGACGAGGAGGGCAACCCACAGAUGGCCUUCGUACUGAUCAAACAGGAGUUGGAUUGGGUAAGACAGGCUUCUAGCCUGAGUCCCCACCUAGCCUGAGUCCCAGAUCUGUUUGUGCUGUCUUUUCAAUUUAUCCACCUCUCUAUUGUUGUCGACCCCAGAGAAAAGAAAAACCUUCACACUGCGCUUGCUAGUAUCACUUGUUUAUUUAAACUUACUUACAUCGGCCUCACAGCCUUUGUCAGAGUUUUUGUUGACCCUGAGCUGUUGUGGUUGUCUCCCCCCCCCCCCCCCCCCCCGAGGAGGCAGACUAUUCUGAUGACUACUCCCCUGGGUACAUACUGCUGAAGCAGGAGGGGGGAGAGCCCCCGACACUGGUCCGUAGACAACCUCUCAGAGAGUUACCAGGCAGAGGUAGGAACUAGGGAGACCUGCUUCUGAAUCACACGUUAUUACAAUGUAUUAAAGAGUAUUGGGAUGAGAAACAAACUCUAAUAUCUCUAAUAAUCUCUCCACUGUUAUUAUUUUGUUCUUUCUCUGUCUCUCUCCACUUCUCCCUCUUUCCACUAUCCCCUCCACCUUUAUCCGUCCUGUCAAUCUCCCUCCCUAUGUAGCCCUGGUCCCUCCUGGAGCUGUCAGGGCCCUGGUCAACCGUUACACCCAGGAAAGGCCUCCCACCACCCAGCCUACCUCAGGAGCCGCAGUGGCCCUCCUCCAGGGAGAUCCAGACACCCAGGAGGCCCCCCAGGCUCUCAGCCCAUCCCAGCCCAGGACCAGAGGGGUUACCAGGGGCAGUGCAGGCCAGGACCAGGCCUCUGGAACAGAACAGCAGUCACUGGUAAUACCAGUGGCAGAGUCUCCAUCAACAUUACACCUGACAGCAUCUUCUCAAUCACCAGCCACUAUCCAGUCUACAUCAACUGUCCUGUCGACUGUAAUGGUCCAGUCCACGGUAACUACUCUGUCAAAAGAAACUGUCCAAACGACCACAGCGGUCCAGUCUACCGUAACGGCGACAGCAGCAGCGUCAGAGCGCCCGCCACCUGUCCUCUCCGGGUUACCCAGUACCCCUCUUCAGGAUACACAGCCCAGCCUCGUACCCCCUCGUCCACCCCGACCUCCUCGAGCACCACCAUCACAGUCUCACACAGACGUACUACCUGUAGCUCGUCCAAUAGUAGUGCCCUCAACACAACCAGCUAGGCCUACAGCCGUACCCGAUGGACCACCGGCCGCACCACCAACACAACCGCAACCGCCUACAGUUUUGGAGCAGUCGGGUGUUGCCACGGCAACUCUGCCAACACCGGUCCAGUCCGCUCCGUUGCUGACUUUGUCUGAAGAACUUGCCGGCCCCCCUGAGAAGCAGGCGUCGUUGGUCACUGAGCAUGUGCAACGCUCCUCCACCGUGCCACCUCCGAAGUCACCUGCUGUCCCAGAGACAUCUGAUGAAGCCCCUGUACAGCCGUCAGCCCCUGCUGUAACCACACCCUCACCCUCUGGCCCCUGUCAAAUGUCUAAGACACAGUUUUUAGCUCAGUUGUCAGUAGUACCCCUAGUACGCGACCCCGCCGAGGGUUGGAGGAAGACGAGGAGGGGGAGAGGCUUUCCCCCCUCCCUGCCAUGUCUACGGAAGCUGUGAUGACCAGGUCUGUCGCUACGGAGACGACCCCCGCCGGCGAGAAAAAGGAGGAGAUUGUUGUCCAGGUAGGCGGCGGCCGAAAGUCAAGUCCUCGUGAAGCGAUCCUCUCUGGUCUCCGCCUUUGCUUAAGGUCCCGCCCCCAGGACAGUACCCCAUCUCCCGUGGUUGCUAAGAAACUCAGAGGAGAUAGAACCGCCCCUCUAGACCACGACUACUCAAAGGUGAUGCAGAACGGAGGAGAAAAGUCCAGUGAAUCACACGUUGACCAGGAUGUAGUAGAGGACACCACUAACGGUGUGACGGCUGACGACAAGUCUACUGGACAAGGAAGUAGUAACCAAGUCAUCAGUGAGGAAGAGGGAGGAGCUAACACUGAUGUGACCUCCCCGACUAGACAGUCACCUAUUGGUGGAGGAGGAGGCUUGUCCGAAUCCAAGAAGAGAAACAUGACCUGGGUGCAGGCUCAGAGAGGUUUGGCCCUAGCCCAGGCUAAGAGGAGUAGGUCAAAGGUCACCAAGGCCUCACAGCGUGGUCUUAAGUCAGAGCUUAGAGGUCUAGUCACACAGACACCAUUUCUGCCUUCCACCCCACAGCGCCGCCGGUCGUACAGCCCUAGCCCUCGCACUGCCUCCACCUCCAGCCCACGCUGCACCAGCCCUCACGGUGCCCCCAGCCCACGCCGCACCAGCCCUCGCCAGGCUACGGGGGCGAACGUGAACCCUUCUCCUGCCACCUCCCCUCACCCACAGCCUCACCCGUUCAAGGUCACUUCCACCACCCCUCGCCGUGGAAGACCUCGUUUGGUGGCUGCGGCAGCAUUACAUUUGAAACGGUCUCCCUCCACCCCUCAACCUGUCCCGUUCACUGGCAGCCUUCGCUCUGGCUUCAAAAAGUCCCCUCAGAGCCCACUGAUGUUCCAGCAGGCGCGGUGGUACCGCCAAUCACAACCGAUGUGGUCGCCACCGUACCAGCUCCAACAGUCUCCACGGAAACGUCUGGCCAAGAACCAGUGCGCAGACUGCGGUCGUGUCCUGAGCAGCGCAGCUGCUUUAGAGAGCCAUGCAUCCCUCCACACGGGGAAGCGCCCGUUCGUCUGCUCCGCCUGCGGCAAGGACUUCCCCAACCUCAAGGGCCUCAACCGCCACGCCCGCGUCCACGGCAACCAGCGGGGCCACCAGUGUCCGCAGUGCAGCAAGACCUUCGUCUACCGCUUUGGCCUGACCAAGCACGAGCAGAUGGUCCACAGCGGCGUGCGCCCGUUCGCCUGCCCGAUCUGUGGCAAACGCUUUGCCAUUCGGCGCGACAUGGAGACGCAUCUCCGCGUUCACACUGGAGAGAAACCAUUUGCCUGCUCCCUCUGUGUGAAGCGGUUCAAGAGGCGUGUGGAGCUGAAUGUUCACCUGAGGUGGCACAACGGGGAGAAGAGACACUGGUGCUCAUACUGCGGGAAGGGAUUUCUGGAUUACAAUAAUCUGAAGAGGCACAAACUGGUCCACACCGGGGAGAAACCCUACACCUGCUCCGAGUGUGGCAAGCACUUCAAACAGACUGGCCAUCUGAAGAAACACUUGAAGACCAUACACAAAGACAGAUAA